Messenger RNA from Lachnellula hyalina, 1287 nucleotides. RefSeq names its product Nucleoporin (gene NUP53). NCBI's taxonomy places the organism in Eukaryota, Fungi, Ascomycota, Leotiomycetes, Helotiales, Lachnaceae. Bases 1 to 1287 code for a protein of 428 amino acids. The transcript is spliced from 2 exons. The record is from RefSeq and is a predicted model, not a curated record.
AUGCCACCCCUAAUUCUGCACAAUGUUCCAGACGAAGAGCUGUAUGUCGGGGACGACGGCAUACAGAGACCCUAUGCGAUGCUGUUUCCUGGCAAUGAGAGCAACCCAAUAUCACGGACAAGAAGAUCAGCUGCGGAAACGGGAUCAUUUGGGAAAUCAACAAGACGGUCGCGGUCACGGACUGGUACUCCAGCCGCAAAACGAGAGGAUCCAACUUUGGCUGCAGCAGAUGCGAUCUUUGCUGGCUUUCUAGCCAGUAAAGCAGCUGAACCGGAAAAUACUCAGCGGAAAUCCUCUCUAUCAGCUUCUGUAUCCCAACCAAACCUAUCUACAUCUGUUGCCCUCGCGCCCACUGACGGCAACGCGCAAACACCAAAGCGAUUCGUCCACAAAGAGCCUACAGAGGUAAUACUGCGCGGCUUUAAAUCCACCCACCAAUACGCAGCAAUCAGAGAUUACGAAAGAAUUGGAGGGAGGAUAUGCGAAGACUACCCCCGCGACCCUCCCCUCGAACAGCGCCGGUACAAAUCCGACCUACGAGACCAGGCCGCCCUCAGAACCCAACCCAUGACCGCAGAAGAAAAAGCAAAAGCUCUACGGUUCGCAGGAGGAGAGCAUUGGAUAAAGAUAACCUUCGAAUCAGCAGAUGGCGCAGAAGCAGCAGUCGACGCCUCGCCGCAGAAUAUCUUGGGUCACCUAGUUUACGCCGAGCUCUAUCGCGGAGUGCCCCCCACCGCAGACGAAGAAAUAUCCUCUACAGGCGCAAAACGCACACCACGCAGUCUAGGCGUCUCUUCAGGGCAAGAUUCUAUAUUCGGUGCCAAAAGAUCGUCUACGCUUCCUCGUUCCUAUACAACACCAGCAAUGGCCCAGAUACCCCGCGGCGUCGCAUCAUCCAUCUCGCCACCCGGCUCCAACACUUCAUCGAACACCCUCGACACCGCGACCCUCUCGGCAGGAGGCACAACGACGUCUUCAGCAACACUAAUCGGCACCCAAGCCCCUCCUCCAAAUAACGAGUACUGCCAGCGGAUUCCCACCGCCAAGAGAGCGAAGCUGCUUCCUGCAGAACAAGCUCUCCUACCGCAAAAGUCACUCACGCAACAGGUUCUGUCCCAGAUCCCGUUUCUGAGUCUGCUGAGUGGCGAUAUGAUUGGGAGUCAGGUGCCGAGGGAUGAACAGGGCAAGUUUGAUUGGAAGGCUGCCAGUAUGUAUUGGAAGUUCUUCUAUUGGUUGGAUUCGUGGACUGGGUUAUUCGAUCUUGUAGAUGGGACAAAGGAAGAUUGA